AUGCUUCCAGAACUGACAUUUAACAUCGACCACGGAUACCUAGAAGGCCUCCUCAGGGGUUUUAAGUCUGGCAUCCUCAAACAGGCGGAUUAUCUCAAUCUUAUUCAGUGUGAAACUCUGGAUGAUUUGAAACUGCACUUGCAGUCCACAGACUAUGGCAAUUUCCUGGCCAAUGAGCCCAGCCCUCUGACGGUCUCUGUGAUUGAUGACAAGCUGCGGGAGAAGCUUGUGGUGGAGGUGGAACAUAUGCGGAUACACGCACUACAGCCUCUCGCAGGAUUCCUGGAUUAUAUCAAGUACAGUUACAUGAUUGACAAUGUUAUACUGCUGAUUACUGGGACCUUACAUGGUCGACCCAUACACGAACUGUUGCCUAAAUGCCACCCAUUGGGCACAUUUGACCAGUUGGCUGCAAUCAAUCUAGCCAACACUUCCAUCAUGUUAUACAAUGCAGUUUUGGUCGACACACCUUUAGCUCCAUACAUCAAGGACUGCAUCUCUGCUGAAGAUCUGGAUGAGAUGAAUGUGGAAAUUAUCAGGAACACACUGUACAAGUCGUACCUAGAAGAUUUCUACAACUUCUGCAAGAAGCUAGGGGGCGCUACAGCAGACGUUAUGUGUGAGGCACUAGCAUUUGACGCUGAUCGGAGAUCAUUCAUCAUCACUAUCAACUCAUUUGGCACAGAGCUAAGCAAAGAGGACAGGAUCAAGUUGUACCCUCGUUGUGGUAACCUGUACCCUAGUGGCCUCAAGUUGCUAGGUGAAUGUGACGACUACGACCAGGUCCGGGCUGUGGCAGAGUACUACCCCCAAUACAAGGAGCUGUUUGACAACUCUGGCUCUAACCCUGGGGAUAAAACAUUGGAGGACAAAUUCUUUGAGUAUGAGGUUCAUCUCAUGAAGAAGGCUUUCAUGCAGCAGUUCCAGUUUGGAGUCUUCUAUGCGUACGUUCGUCUCAAGGAACAAGAAAUCCGAAACAUCAUCUGGAUCGCUGAAUGCGUGGCUCAGCGACACCGAGCCAAGAUCGACAGCUACAUUCCAAUAUUUUAG
Candidula unifasciata is the source of this 1050-nucleotide messenger RNA. NCBI's taxonomy places the organism in Eukaryota, Metazoa, Mollusca, Gastropoda, Stylommatophora, Geomitridae. The record is from the annotation of a GenBank genome assembly.